Messenger RNA from Chlorella variabilis, 828 nucleotides. RefSeq lists its product as hypothetical. Gene Ontology annotation, cellular component: ribonuclease H2 complex; nucleoplasm. The transcript is spliced from 9 exons. Lineage: Eukaryota; Viridiplantae; Chlorophyta; Trebouxiophyceae; Chlorellales; Chlorellaceae. The record is from RefSeq and is a predicted model, not a curated record. Gene Ontology annotation, biological process: ribonucleotide metabolic process; RNA catabolic process. The coding region runs from base 1 to 828 and encodes 275 amino acids.
AUGCAGUGCAAGCCGGGGGAAGUGCGCGUGCUAGUUGCCAAAGGCAUUGCAGGAGGAGAGGGCCCGCAGCACUUCAUCGCGCUGCCAGACCCCAGGACAGGCCAGCUCUCCAGCUACCUCCUGACGGGCGGCUGCCUCCAGGAGGUCAACUGGUUCAAGCAGCAGUACAGCUCCUGGUUCAUAGGAAACAGCGUGGCGCAGGACGGCGGUCUUUACCUGGGCACACCCGUGGAUCCUCUGCUGGUGCUGCUGCCGCUGCUUGAGAAGGCCAGGGCCGAGCAGAAUGUUUUCCAGGACCUCGAGCAGAUACUCAGCAUGGCGGCCUCGCCGUCUGCCCACCUGCUGCUGCCGCUGCUGGGCAGCGGGGAACAGCUAGGGUGCCUGUGCGACGUGAAGUCGGCAGGGGGCCAGAACUAUUUCAGGCUGAAUGACGAGCGGGUGGUGGCGUGGCUGAGGCUGAAGGUUGACCAGGCCAAGGCCGCGAUGCAGGCUUCCCCCGCAGCAGCCUUCAGCAACAUGGAUGACGUGUCGCUCACAGCGUACGCAGCAGGGCUGCUGGGCGAGUACCUGGCACAGCACUGGCAGGACAGGCUGGCUGCGGCGCUCAACCUGCCAGAGGACUUGCCGCAGCGGGUGCACGCGGCGCCGCCCGCCGACUACGGCGCCCAGCCGUCUGAGAAAAAGGCAAGGAUGGAUCCCAAGGAGGCGGCCAAGGCCAAGGCGGCCGAGGCGCGGCAGGCGAACAAGGCGGCCAAGCUGGCCAAGGAGGCGUCUGGCAUGCGCAAGCUGUCCAGCUUCUUCGCGGCAAGGCCCGCGGCGGCCAAGUGA